Labrus mixtus (cuckoo wrasse) is the source of this 11547-nucleotide messenger RNA. It is a transcript of the gene sh3pxd2aa, whose product is annotated as SH3 and PX domains 2Aa. The transcript has 15 exons. The coding region runs from base 861 to 4391 and encodes 1176 amino acids. The record is from RefSeq and is a predicted model, not a curated record. Gene Ontology annotation, molecular function: superoxide-generating NADPH oxidase activator activity; phosphatidylinositol binding; protein binding. Gene Ontology annotation, biological process: superoxide anion generation. Lineage: Eukaryota; Metazoa; Chordata; Actinopteri; Labriformes; Labridae.
UUUCACGCUGUCAUCUAUUGCACACAAUGGGGGAGAACAUUUCAAUAAAUAACAGUUUGAGGCGAAAAUAGUCUCAGUAUAGCAUAUAUAAUGUUUCAUAUUCUCUUAGAUGGAGAGGAAAAGUUAUGAGUGGGGUAGGCUAGACGCAUGGAUGAUGAGAAUGAUAAAUUCCCACUCGAUGUGUCAGCUGCUUACAAACGCAGCUUAAUAUCAACAGCACGCUUCUCCUCAAGGAAGGCACAGCCAAAUCCCUAUUAUUUUUUCUAGCCCCAGCUUUAUUCCAAGUAGCCCUGAGGACGUGAUGAAGCCCAUCCCACUCCGUCCCCCCCUAAAUUCACUGCGCCUGCCGGAACGCAGCAGGACGCGUUUGGGCGCUCGCUGGAUUUUGCCGGCUCCCCGUUUUCCAUUCAGCCAGCCGCUGUAAUAACCUCCAAGGUAGAUCUGAUGCCCCUUUUCAGUAAGCAUCGAGGCAGACACAAAGGAACUUGCUUCACUUUUUUUUUUUAUUUAAGGGUGACCGACUUCACCAAGGGCUCCACCGUCAGCCGCUGGAUAGCAGCCUCCAACGUGAAAAUCUAGUCUCUCCUCUUGGAUAUUCGUGGCUGUUUCACCGCGUGUCUUCAAUUUGACUAUCGAUAAGUUUCUAAUCAGAUUUGAGGAGCGUUGCGUCAUCGGAGGGGGAAGAAGUCUGGGGCGGCCGAAUCCACUGCGAGGAGCUGCUGAUGUCUUAAUGGACCGCCGAAUGGUUAAAUGACACAGCGAUGAAUGUGUGUGUGAUUUCUCUCCCAUGAUAUAGCCCCUAGAAGAUAUAGCCUAUCUGGAGCCGCAGCAGCUGCCUGUCUGCCUGACAGUCGCCCUUAAUGCAUAGCCUUUGCAGGGUCAAGAUGCAGUUUCGGACUGUGCUGGACGUGAAAGUCGUGGACGUGGAGAAGAGGCGCAAUCCGUCUAAACACUACGUAUAUCUCAUCAAUGUCACCUACUCUGACAACACAUCCCACAUCAUCUACAGAAGAUACAGCAAAUUCUUUGACCUACAGAUGCAGAUACUUGACAAGUUCCCAAUUGAGGGAGGGCAGAAAGACCCCAAGAAGAGGAUCAUCCCAUUUCUCCCAGGCAAAAUCCUGUUCCGGAGAAGCCAUGUGCGAGACGUGGCCAUGAAGCGACUGCGUUUCAUCGACGACUACUGCAGGGCGCUGGUGAGACUCCCUCCACAGAUUUCUCAGAGUGAGGAGGUGCUGCGCUUCUUUGAGACAAAAGCUGAGGACGUCAACCCCCCUGUGGAGGACUAUGGCUCCAAGCGCAAAUCGGUAUGGAUGUACGGCUUUACAGACAGCCCGAGGAAAGAGGCCUCAGGGAUUGACAGCUCGGAGCCCAUGGUGCUGGAGCAGUACGUGGCCGUGGCCAACUACGAGAGGCAGGAGAACUCCGAGAUAAGCCUUAAAGCUGGGGAGACGGUGGAUGUGAUCGAGAAGAGCGAAAGCGGCUGGUGGUUUGUCAGCACAGCAGAGGAGCAGGGCUGGGUGCCGGCCACAUACCUGGACUCCCAGAAUGUAACCAGAGACGACUUGGAUCUGGGCACCUCGAGGACCGGGGAAGUUACUAAGAGACGCAAGGCACAUCUGAAGAGGCUGGACCGCCGCUGGACUCUGGGGGGGAUAGUGAACCGUCAGCACAGCAGAGAGGAGAAAUAUGUGACAAUACAGCCGUACACCAGCCAGGGGAAAGACGAAGUCAGCUUUGAGAAAGGGGUCACCGUGGAGGUCAUCCAGAAGAACCUGGAGGGCUGGUGGUUCAUCAGAUAUUUAGGAAAAGAGGGCUGGGCCCCUGCCUCCUACUUGAAAAAGGUAAAGGAGGACUUCUCCCCUCGAAAGAAAACCCUGACGGGCCCCGUGGAGAUCAUCGGCAACAUCAUGGAGAUCAGCAACCUGCUGCAGAAGAAGUCGGUUAGCGAGAAGGACAUCCAGACGGACGGAGAAGCCGGCACCUCGCCCGAGCGGCACAUCUCGAAGAGCGAGAUCAGCCUGCCCAUGCCCUAUAACUCUGAGAUCAACGCUGAGACGGGCAGGAGGCUGAGUGCGGGGCGGGACACCAACAGCCCGUGUCUGGGAAUAGCAGCGAGCGCCGCACUCAGAGAGAGUAAAGCAAGAGGCGAGCCAGGGUCCCCAGCUGUUGCUAGAGUGGCGCCUCAUCGAGUGGAAAUUGGCUCUCCAAAUCUGAGGCAAAAACCUCCCCCAAGAAGAGAAGCCAACCUCGGAUUCCAGUUACCUAAGCCACCAGAGCCCCCUGCUGUGGAAGCAGAGUAUUACACCAUAGCAGAUUUCCAGUCCUCAAUCUCCGAUGGCAUCAGUUUCCGUGGAGGACAAAAGGCUGAUGUAAUAGAGAAGAACCCUGGGGGCUGGUGGUAUGUGCAGAUCGGAGAGAUGGAGGGCUGGGCCCCGUGCUCCUACAUUGACAAGCGCAAAAAGCCAAACCUCAGCCGCCGGACCAGCACCCUGACUCGGCCCAAAGUCCCACCCCCCGCACCACCUGUCAAAAAGCAAAACUCUGAAGAAACUCCCACUCCUGCUAGCUCUGUUCCUAAAGUCGCAGAGCCGCAGAGCAGGCCUGUGUAUGAGGAGCCUGAAUAUGAUGUCCCUGCCGUCGGCUGUGAAGGUGAAUCAGACACAGAUUCCCUGAAGGAUGAGCGCUCCCUGGAUGUGAAGAUCAGCAACGUGGUCGGUGACAAGUAUCGCAGCUCUCCUCCGUCCUGUAAGGCCUCUCCUCCUGUCUGCAAAGCGUCCCCCGUCUUCACUCGCAGACGAACUUCCUUCAGAUCCGUCGAGGAGGUCGGAAAAGAAGAAUGCAUCUACGAGAACGACGGCUUCAGGUCGAGCAGUGGCGGCAAAGGCACUGCUGUCAAAGGUGCCAGUGAGCCAAAUUCCCCAAGGAUCUACCAUUCCUCCACAGUUCCACGCAAACCCUCCGGAUCCUCACCUUUAGCGGGCAGACCCAUGAAGACCAUGACUCCGGAGAUGAACAGGAGAAGCCAGACCCUGGGCAGGCACAUAGACAUCAGCCUCAGGUCUCAGGAUAACAGCCCACAUUCUUCAUCAGACGAGUUGACCAGAGGACCCAAGAAAGUUCCCGCCUUCAGCCGGGAUGUAGAGCAGAGAAUAGGCCAGAGCCCCUCAACCAGACCCAAGCCAUCCGUCAGACCCAAACCACUUCUGACCAAAUCUGAACCCCAGACUCCUGAGAGGAUGGACAUCGGCUCUCUGAGACGACAGCUGAGGCCUACAAGUCAGUUUCGACACGGUCUCAAACCUGGACGGGGGGAAGACUCUGAAACGGCCUCGGUCAUUUCGUCAGAGGAUUCCAUGUGCUCCCACAGCACCUCAGAUCUCUCUUCUGUGUACUCCAAAGGGAGCCGGGGUGACUCGGACGUGGAAGGCCCCAAUCUCUACCGCUCCCUUGAUGCCUACAAGAAGGUCCAGGACUCUGAGAUCAGCUUUCCGGCCCGGGUGGAGGUCGAGGUCCUGGAGAAGCAGGAGAGCGGAUGGUGGUACAUCCGCUGGGGAUCCGAGGAAGGCUGGGCUCCCUCUUACUACCUGGAACCUGUGAGGCAAGCAGCUGAUGGAGGCCGGUCGGAAUCAGAUGGACAUGGGAGUGGUGGGAGUAAGUCCAACAGCCUGGAGAAAAAUGAGCAGCACGUUUUGGCCCUCAACAACAUCAACAUUCAGGGUCUGAACCAGCAGCACCAAGGUAUGAGAAGGAAUACUCCGCCGAUUCCUUCGAAACCUCCUGGGGGCUUCCAGAAGCCGUCUGGGAUGGUAAAUGGAGGUGUUCGGAUGAGAAAUGGGGUACGCCAGGUGGCAGUACGGCCACAGUCUGUGUUUGUGACCACCACACAGCCGGCCAAGGAUGCACACUACAUGACAGGCUCUCUGAGGCGCAAUGAAUCACUGGGCAGAAGUGAUCACUAUGGAUCUGGUUCCGCCACUCUCGGUGUGCGUAGAAACGCCUCCUUCAGCACCGUGCGGCCACAUGUAGUCGUCGAAAGUCAGACAAGGCCCGUCGAGCGCUCCAGCCUCGGGUCGUCGGGGAGCGCGUUCAGCACAAGCAAUGUCCAGGACGCCCUCAGCAGAGUUAGCCAACGCAACGGUAUCCCCGUGUCCACAGUCCGACCCAAGCCCAUAGAGAAGAGCCAGCUGAUUCACAAUAACCUCGGCAGGGAUGUGUACGUGUCCAUCGCUGACUACCGGGGCGAUGAGGAAACGAUGGGUUUCACAGAGGGCACCUGUUUGGAGGUUCUGGAGAGAAACCCCAAUGGAUGGUGGUACUGCCAGGUGCAGGACAGCCUGCUUCCCCGCAAGGGCUGGGUCCCAUCCAACUACCUAGAGCGGAAAAAAUGAAACCAUCCCCACACACUUUUCCCCCGUCUUUUGAUGUCUUCAAGGACAUGGGUGGCAUCAUUUCUUAAGAAUGUUACCUGCAAUCUCCCAUAAGCAAUAUGUCCUUGAAAAUGUAAAUUUAAAAAAAUAAGACUUUGUGUAAAAAAGAGAGAUGUUUAAAUCUGUUGAGGAGGAACACUUUUAGUGCUGGUUUACUAAAAUGUAUACACAGAGGAGAGUCAAGAUUUGUAAUAUUUUGGCAGGAUUGAGAGACAGAAAUGUGGGAUUGGUCACCCUUCAGUGAAAGUAUUUGAGGAGGACAGUGUCUGCGAGAUAAAAAAAAAAAAAGGAAAUGAAUGGGAGCGAUAAACCUCUUAAAGAGGUUUGCACCGCAUAAUACGGAAGUUGAGCAGGGUAAUGGCUAUGGCUUAUUCCUGCCCAUUUCUGACUAUGAUGGCCGAUAAGUGCCUUUUUGUGUUUGUUCACCUGAAUGGAGGUCCUAAAUGGUGGAUGGCAAAAACAUGAAACAACCAAAUCUUCUUCGAGUGCCAUAGACCGAUGAACACCACCGAGAGUAUAUCCAUAAGUAACAAAGAUCACCAAAAUAUAACGUUGCCCUGGAGCGCUCUCACUGGUCCAACAAGAUUUAGUCUCCAGAUUCACCAGAAAAUGUAUUCACCUUAAGCCACACAUCAUCAAGCACGCUAAAUCCCCAUGUUACUCACGUUAUCAACUUUUUUUUAAACUUUCAUUGUACAUGUUUUAACGUCUUCUGCCAAUGCAAGUCUUCCUUAGGGAAUUAUUUCUGCUCUCUUGUUACAUCUGUUUUAACGGACAGCCUUGAAUUGGAAAAAAGUAAAAACUCUUGCUCUAUGUUUAAACUAUCUUAAGAACUGGCUUAAUACACAGAAGAAGCCCAUUGAAAUUAGCAUGCUUUGUUUUAGAGCUUCAAGCUCCAAAAAAAUUGUUAAUAUCAGUGUUGUUUUUUGUUACCCAGAUUGAAAGAUCUGAAAAAAACCUGCAAAACUUGAAAAAAAGACAAAAAAGGAACAACGUUUUAGUUUUCUGGAUAAUCAAAGGAACAACCAUUAUCUUAAGAUCUCACCUCAUAUGAAGUGGUUAAUCACCCUGAAAAAAUGAACAACAAAAGGUUUACAUUUACUCUUAAUGCUUUCAGGGACAAGUAAUGAUAUAUAAAUAUGUAUGUGUUGUGUUUUGUUGACAUAAAAUGUAACCGCUGAUGAGUAGAUAUGAAAAUACUGGAAAUGCAGUGAAAUAAUAGAAUCCCAGGGAUAUAUAUGCAAAGCAUUUAGCCCAUAAUGUGAUCAACACCAAAAAACAGUCUUUUGUGUGUGAUUUUACGACUUAUUUAUGACACAAGAAACACAAUGAUUUAUAACUUCUGAACAGAAAACACAUUUUCCUGUCAGCACCUGGAAUCACUUGAUACUUAAUACAAAUGUAAAGAACAAGGUUAAGGAGGACUUUUACACAUUCUAAGAUUGGAAUAAUUUACCUCACAAAUAACUUUCAUUGUGACAUUUUAAAUACUUCUAUUUCUAUCUUGGAUCAAAAUUCAAAAAGGCUGAUGUUCAAGACUGCUGAAAUGGUUUUCUAACGAAAGUUGAGGCGCUCUUUAAGGCUGAACGCUAACUUUUUAUGUUUCUGCUGGACAGUUAUCAUAGUAUUAUACAAAGUACAGUACCUGCUAGAUCGCAGUUGUCUAUUUUAGUGAGGCAUAUUUGUUUUAUGUUUGUUUUUUGUUGUUCUUAAUUUGUUACCUUGUGAUCACACAGUGGCGAUAAUGAGGAACGAAGUGGUUCUGUUUUGUGAAUUAGUGCACUUUAAACCUGUUUUUAUGGUGCAUUAAUGUAAAGUGCAGUUAAUACUCAGCAUGUUAUUUAUUUUAGAUUUAUGUUUUAAUUAUUUAAGUACUGAGUUUUUUUUUCUAAUCUCAGCUCACAGAAGAGAUGGCACUGUUAGUGACAGUGACCAUGCUAAAGUUUGGAUAGAAUUGGAGAAACAGAGACCUCUUGUGGGCAGUCACAGGUACUACAACUUGAUUUUCUUUCAACAAGGCUUACAAGCCAUACUACCUCAGUGCAAUAGGAAAUGCACUGCUGGCCAGUGAGUCUCACAAUUACAGUGUACAGAAAUCUAGACUUUUUCUUCUUCAAAAAAAAUCUGAGUGCAGCUAAACUUUUUUUGUAGCACAUGUUUUUUUUAUUGGGCAAAUUUUUGUUUUAAAAUUUGAAAGAAGUUCCUUUUUUUCUAUGCUGUGUGCUGCAACUUUAGCAAAUCAUGGGUGCUUCCUUCAUCUUUAUUGUGCUUUACAUAAUGCCUGAUUUUAUGUAUAUUUAUUAUGAGGAGUUUUGUUCCUUAUCAUGGUUUGACAAUCACAUAUCCCCUGUUAAAAAUACACUGACGCUCCAGUCAGAUUAACAUUUUUAAUCAAUUAGGCUUCUUCACCUAAAUGUGCAAAAAGCAGCCUCAAUCUGAAAUAACAUUUGGAUGAGUAUUUGAGGUAUUUUGUCAUUCAUCUUCAUGAAUAAAAAGUCAAUUAAACCCACAUAAGGACCAAAACUGAAGAUGUUGUUAUCAGGCAACAUUCCCAUCCAGACGAAGGCAUUAUGUAAAUGUGUUGAAUCACUGGAAACAUUUUCUCUCCAGCACAUAUUAUUGUUACAUAGUGCUUUCUUUGAUAAAGAUGAUUUCACUUAGCUGAAAUAGCGAGGGAAUGGUUCUGUGACAAGCAUACAUUUUUCUGUUUUGCAUCUAUCUGCCCUCCUUCCCCCCCUUUCUUUUAUUUUUUUUGCUCUGUCAUAUCCUGAAAUGUACCUGCGAGGAAUUGUGCAAUAGAUAAGAAACACAUCAAGCUCCAACAAAGGUCACACAAAGGUCUGGAAGAUUUGUGAACAAUGCCAUUACAUCUGUUGGGUGUAGAUAUUGCCAGUCAAACUGCCAGUCAUGAUCUUUUACCAUCGUUCUAAGCGUAUCUUUUUUGAAGGGCACUUGUGAAAGGCCCUAUAAGCAUCAGAAAAAAGUCAUUGGACCAAAGCAGUUAAAUGUGACAUCUCAUCAUCUCCUGAAGUGAUGGACUUUUAUAAUUAACAAACAUGAGGAUCUGUUCUCCUCCUGCUCGGGAUCAGCAGUGGACAGAAUGAAUGAGCAGCAUGGCAGAAACCCGCUGACCCGUUCUGUAUUGACAUUAAAGCCACCUGGGGUCUUCUUCCAAGACGGCGAGUCAUGGGCCCAUGAUCAGGGGCCUCAGUGGCCCUGCUCUGAGCUGUCACGUUCGUGCCUGAAUGGAAUCUCAAUAGUUUCUUGUUUUUGUGUUGUUGUGUUUUUUUCUUCUUCUUUCUUUCUCUUUCCCUCUGGAGUGUGUCCUCUCUGCACCUACGCAGAUGUCUCUCUUGACAUUUACUCCACCGUUGUCACACUGAGUUCUGACUUUUCCCUCAACAAUCACCACGGCACGGGGGAGACAUUCGGAACCCGCCAGCAAAGAGACUUGGAUUGGGAGAGUUUCAGCAGUAAACAAGACAGCUGAUGAUGAAUGCUCCUUCAGGCCGUUUCAGUUCAAUCCAUCAACUUUCAGGUUCAACACCAAAAAUAGAAAAACCCUUUCUUUUUUUUCUCCCUUUGCUGAGCCCCAGGCAGGCCUGAUCCAUGAGAUACAGGUGAGCAUGUCAUCGUGCUAAAGACUGAGCGAGCGAACAGACCAACACACACAAUAUGUUGUAGUUUAAAUCCAACUGAAAAAAAAUCCUGUUUUUGCUUUUUUCACCAAUAGUUAGAUAUGAAUAUUGAUGCCUCUCUCAUGUUAUUAAAAAUGUUGUUAUAGCCUCCUUACUCUUAAAAUGCUUUAAAUCUAACUUAAAGAUGUAAAAGCAGAUUUUGUUAUAUCAAAUAUAAAUAAUUCUCCAGAAUGCCUCUAACCAAAGUCUGCUGUGUAAACUUGAAUUUGAGAAUAGACUUUGCAGUGUGCUGUGAACUUUCAAACUUCUGUAAAGAAAAACUCACUUCAGCAUAGACCGUCUCUUAAAUGAGGCAAAAAAAUAAAAAAGAAAUUGGACCAAAUAAAAUUCAAAGGAUUUUUUCAAAAAAUGUUUGGAGGAGAGCUUGAAAAAAAGAAGAAGCUUGAGACAGUAGAGAAUUGGAUUAGCUGUGAAGACCUUGUCUUCAAAUGUCAAGACUGGAGAGAAAUAAAAAACAUAAAUAAAAAGACAAGAUUUAGUUUUACAGCUUGAAGAUUAUAAAACAUGAGGAAGUAACUGCACUCAGCCAGUAAAUGGUCACACUUCUUCUUAAAUUAGAACUUGUAUUUCGUACUGCUUUGUUUUUGUACGCAGCAAAUGAGUGAGAUAUAUUGGUUUAAUGUGUAUGCUCUGGGGGAGCUUAUAAGGGGAUUUCUAACCUUUAAAAAAGAGCAAUGCUUGCAAUUAUCUCAGGCCAAGUCUUAAUGCUAAGCUCAGUUAACUACCUCUGGGCCAGCUUUACAUUAGGUGCACUGGUAUGAGAGCGGUAUCAAUCUUUUUAUCUAACUAUCAUCAAGGAAGCCGUUAAGUGUAUUUCCAAUAAUGCAGGGCUACACCUGUAAGCAACAGGAUUCUUAUUAAACCCGCUCAGCUUAUCUGAUAGACAUCAUUGGUUCUUUAACCUGCGUGCAGAAUGGAAAUGGAAUUGGUGGAGGCAGUAUUUCUGCAUCCUACCUGCACAGCUCAGCAUGUGCACACAUGCUAACACACACUCAGCAAUGAUGAGGAAAUCGUUCAUGGCAGAGGAAAUGCAAUAUGAGUUUCCUGACAUAUUCCUGAAAGGUCAGCCGGGUGAGACGGCUCCACUACACCAGAAACCCCGUUUUUAUUCCUCACUCUCGUUUUUAUUUUAACAAAUGGACGGCACCUCUCGAGCGUGAAGCACCUUAAACUGUGUAAUCCCAAACACUAGCUGCUGCCAUAGCAUAAUCUUCCUCCCCCCAUUCUGCUCUCUUUCUUUCUCUUCCUCAGCCGCACAUUUUAUAUUUCUCUGUUUCCUCGACACAGCCGAGCUAAGUCUAUUCCUGGUGAAGUGAUUGAGAUAUCUGGGUGGGUUGUGCAGGGAAAGAGUGGGGUGGGUGGGCGGGGGGGGGUUGUUUGUGUGCAUGUUUGUGUUUUUGCAUGAUGAGAUGGGUUGUUCGCAGGUGCACUCAGAAGAAAGAGAAUUGGGAGGUCAAGGGAAAGGAUUGUGAGAGGAGGAUGCAGGGAGACAUGAGAUGGAUCAGAUAGUGGAUUCUUUGAGACAAGGUGAGAGUGAGGAGAGAGGAGCUCUGCUUUGAUGAGAGGCAGAUGAAAGGCUACAGUGGGCUACACUUCCUCCAUGAAAACGAUGAAAAAUAAUUCCCUCUGACUCCUUCCAACCGCAUACCUAAUGAGCUCCUUGUGUCUAAACGGGAGCCGUGAAAUCUCAUCAGUCCAAACAAUGUUUUAAUUGCAGCACUUUUUGAAGCUGCUUUACCAGGAAGUGCAAGUCAGUCAGAGACGAGCGAGUUCACACUUCAGCAGCUUCUCUCUGUCUCGCUCUUAUUCCAGAGAGGAACUUUAAAAAUCUGAUCCCACGUCUGAUUUUUUGCUUCUUUUUGCUGUCAGUGUCUUCAGAUCUUCUGGAGCCCUGAGGGUGUGAGAGAGUUGGGCUGGAAGUUGAGAAAGUUUUUAUUUAUUUAUUUUUUUGGAAUGAGACUUAAAAAAAACAUGGCUCCAAAUGUUGGAUUCUCUAUCUCUUAUUACUUUGUGCUUUUUGUUGAGAAAAUAAUUGAGCGCUAUAUAAAAGUGUAACGAAUGAUUUGAAAGGCUUACUCACGUCAAAUGAAACGAGGCUUCAAUUCAUAAUAGGAAGAGAAAUCACCAAACGAAGAGAAGUCAACAGCAGCGAGCUCUGGAAAUGGUGUGAUUGCUGAGUUAAUAAAAGGCAGACGUUUGAUUGAAGGAGGCGUAGGUUUUUUUUUCCGAUAAGAAAGUUUGAGUAAGUGUGUGGGAGCAGGUGGGAGGUAUAUUUAAGAAGAUGAUUUUGUAGGUUUUUAAUUAACAUCUUGGUUAAGAAAAAUAAAAGGUAAGAAUAAGCUGCAGGACUUUUUUUCUCAAGCAGUUGGGGUGAAAAAAAUUCCAAAAGCCUGUGAAUCAGGGGAAGCUGAUUAUUUAUGUCAUUUUAAAAAAACUUCCUCACAGAAUCGCAGUUGUUUGACGCGCCAGCGGGCAUCAGUGGGGAAGCUGUCUCUGAGCUCCAGAAAAAGAGGCUGUGUCGAGGAACGAGGCGUGCAGCUGUGUCUCUGUGGCACUUUUCUCUGUCUCUGUUUGAAACCCCCAAUUCCCUAAUUAGCACAACAGUGUGUCUUAAUUAACCCCUAAACCUGUCGGAAGAUAUUCCAGCGCCAACAGCUUCCUAAUCAAGAACGCCACGGCUUCUGCCAUUCUGCGUUGGCGGCGUGCCGUGGUGGAGGUGAGCUGUCAAAAGUGAUUGAUUUUGGGUGUCACAGCUGAGGUAGAUUUAUAGAGGUGGUGCCUGUUUUUAGCCUGGAUGUUGCAUUUAUAGAAACGAGUUUGUCAUCGCCCUGCUGUGGAAAGCAGCGUGCCAAAAAAAAAAAACCCACUUGGAAGUUGAUGCCAUCAAGCAGUCUGACAAAAACAAUCUGUUACCAGCAUGUCUACCACACUAACAGACUCAGUAACAACUACAGGCCUCGAGUUGGACCAAAGGAAGUGCUAUUCUUUUCUUUUUUUAUCACCAUUGUUGUUAUUGCAAAUUGUGUUUCAUUGAACGUCUCUAAAACAACAUUUCAAAAAGGCAUGCUUUGAGCAAGCUAAGAAGGCUUUUUUUUAUCACUGCAAAUGUCAAUGAAUCAUCCAAUGAUGAGUCAUCUGCCCACCAAAUCCUGGUGAUGAAAGAACACUUAGUGUUCAAAUCCUAAAAACACUGUACAUCAGUGGACCAGGAUUACAAUAAAAGAGAGCUGACACGGCCCAUUUUCAGAUCUAAUCCAUUUUGCCCACGUGCAUCCUUUUUAAAACAGGACGUUUUCUUAUCUACCCUCUCAUUUUGACAGUUCUUGUUUCUUUUUUUUGUAUCUUGUACAUGUUUACAUUGUAUCUCGCAUUGCCCAAAAGAGAAACAAUAUUAAAUGUAUUAUCUUUGUUGUUUUAAA